AUGCGAAUAAUACUGUUAGUAACCUUUAUUGCAUUUUGUUAUGCUAAAGUAUUAGAUGCAGAGACAUUAGUAAAACUUCAAAAGUUAUCACUUGGAUGUCAUCUAAAUGGAGUAGUAUAUUAUACAUCAAGCCAAUGGUUUGAAGAAGAAAAUAAAACAAAGCACUCAUUAAAGAAAUUAACAUUAACGGAAACUGAGCCAAUUGAUUUAGUUCCAUAUAGUGAAGAAUCAUUUUCUAAUUUUGUAUGCCUUAAUGAAGGUGUUUAUUUACUUCACAAUGGACAAAUUGCAAAAAUAGAGAAUGAUAAAAUUAUAGACAUUACUUCUACACCUAUUUCUAUUGACACAUUUAAAAUGAUUUCUGUUGAUGGUAAAUUAAGAGGACUUGCAUCAAUGACUGUUUUCCCAGAAAUGACUCUUGAAGAAUCAGCAAAGAAAUUUAUUGAAUUAGAAAAACAAAAUUAUAGAGUAUAUGAUCAAUUAAUGAUAAGAAGAUGGGAUACUUAUUGGGAUGGACAAUUCCAACAUUUAUUUACUUUUAAACAAGAAGAAGAUAAAUCAUUUACAUUUAAAGAUAUAAUGAAUGAUAAAAAAUAUGAUUGUCCUGCACGUCCAUUUGGAGGAAAUGAAGAAUAUGAUAUUAGUCCAGAUGGAACAAAAAUUGCAUUUUCUAUUUUAUUAGAGAAUCCAGCAUCAUCAUUAGAUAAUAAUGUUUAUUAUGCAACAUUUGAUAAUCCAUUAGAAUGGAAUAUUAUUACAAUAGAUAAUAAAGGAUAUGAUAAUCAACCAUUAUUUAAUAAUGAUGGAAGUCUUUUAUAUUAUCUUUCAAUGUCAGCACCUAAAGAUGAAAGUGAUAAAUCAGUAUUAAAAUCAUAUGAUUUUAAAGAAAAAAUAAUUAGAGAUAUUACUGGUAAGAUUGAUUUAUCAUUUAGUGCACCAAUGAAAAUUGUUGGUAAUUAUAUGCAUCUUUCUACUCAAAUUGAAGGAAAUGUAUAUAUUGUAGGAUUAGAUACAUCUAAAAGUGAAUUAACUCGUGAAGAUGUUAAUAUUAUUACACAAAAAGGUACUGCUGGAUCAUUUGUUUUUACAACAACAGGAAUAAUUUAUGAAUAUAAUUCAUUUACUCUUCCACAAGAAUUAUUCAUUUUUGAAAAUAAAGUCAUUAAACAAAUUACUCAUAUUAAUCAAGAAGUUCUUUCAACAAUUAAAUUUGGAGAAUAUAAAGAAGUUCAUUAUACUGGAGCAAAUAAUGAUCAAAUUCAUGCAUUUAUUACUUAUCCACCAAAUAUGAAAACAAAUACAAAAUAUCCAGUAAUUUUAUAUACACAUGGAGGACCAGAAUCACCAUGGACUAAUAAUUUCCAUUAUAGAUGGAAUCCACAAGUUAUAGCAGCACAAGGUUAUAUUGUUUUUGCACCAAAUUUCCAUGGAUCAGGAAGUUAUGGAGAUGAAUUUUUAAAAGCUAUUAGAAAGAAUUGGGGAGGAUGGCCAUUUGAAGAUUUAAUGAAAGGAAUGGAUUAUUUAAAAACUAAUGAACCAAUAGUUGAUAUAGAUAAUGCAUGUGCUAUGGGAGCAAGUUAUGGAGGAUAUAUGAUGAAUUGGAUUAAUAGUCAAAAUACAGGUAGAUUUAAAUGUAUUAUUUGUCAUGAUGGUAUUAUGGAUUCUGAAGGUAGUUAUUAUUAUAUGGAUGAAAUGUAUUUCCUUGAAACAGAAUUUGGAUAUCCAAUGUAUGAAGAUAAUACAUAUUAUAAAAAAUAUAGUCCAUUAAAUUAUGUUAAUGGAUAUAAUACUCCUCAAUUAACUAUUCAUGGAGGUUCAGAUUAUAGAAUUGAUGUUGUUGCAGGAUAUCAACAAUUUGUUACAUUACAAAGAAAAAAUAUUGAAAGUAAAUUAGUUAUUUAUCCUGAAGAAAAUCAUUGGGUAUUAAGACCAUAUAAUUCUAUUGAUUGGCAUACUCAAGUCUUUAAUUGGCUUGCCAAAUAUCUUCCAAAGAAAUAA
Molecule: messenger RNA, 1998 nt
Organism: Entamoeba dispar SAW760
Lineage: Eukaryota; Evosea; Mastigamoebida; Endamoebidae
Product: dipeptidyl-peptidase 5 precursor, putative
Exons: 1
Coding region: 1-1998 (665 amino acids)
Biological process (GO): proteolysis
Molecular function (GO): serine-type endopeptidase activity
Source: RefSeq, a predicted model, not a curated record